Messenger RNA from Osmerus eperlanus (European smelt), 921 nucleotides. Its product is annotated as ribonuclease Y-like. The record is from RefSeq and is a predicted model, not a curated record. NCBI's taxonomy places the organism in Eukaryota, Metazoa, Chordata, Actinopteri, Osmeriformes, Osmeridae. The coding region runs from base 337 to 810 and encodes 157 amino acids. The transcript is spliced from 3 exons.
GUCAUCAGAAGAGGUGACGCCUUGACUGUCAGUAAGCUGAGGAGGAGGAAGAAGGAUCGAGGCCUGGACAUACUGAGAUCACAGACAGACAGACAGACAGACAGAAGGCUGGUGGGAGGCCUGGACACACUGAGAUCACAGACAGACAGAACAGGAAGAGAAACAGGGGAAGAACAGACUGACGGACAGGCAGGAAAGACAGAGAGAGCGAGGGAGAGAGAGUGAGGGAGAGAGAGCGAGGGAGAGAGAGUGAGGGAGAGAGAGCGAGGGUGAGAGAGUGAGGGAGAGAGAGUGAGGGAGAGAGAGUGAGGGAGAGAGAGCGAGGGAGGAGAGGAGAUGGCCGAAUACUUAAACCAGAGGGUCGUUGAGGAUGGCGGGAGACAGAAAGAUGGAGAGAUGCAGAAUGGGAUCAGACUGUGCAGGAUCGUAGCAGUGAGCUUUGGGCUGCUGUGUGUCUUACAAGUCACUCUCAACAUCUCCCUACGCUUGGCUGACAGGGAGAGAGAUCAGUCAUCAGUCAUCAACCAAACCCAGCCGGAAAGAAGAGGCCAGGAUGAUACCUGCAAGGACCAGCUGGCCCUGGAGAGAGACCAGGUGAGGGCGGAGAGAGACCAGCUGGAGGCAGAAAGAGUCCAGCUGAACACGGAGAGAGAUCAGCUGAAGAUGGAGAGAGACCAGGUGAAGAUGGAGAGAGACCAGCUGAACAGGGAGAGAGAACAGCUGAACAGGGAUAGAGACCAUCUUAACAGGGAGAGAGACCAUCUGAACAGGGAGAGAGACCAGCUGGGGGCCAACUGCAGACCAGGGUGAGAGACAGAGGCGUUGUACUGGGGCCCCUAUUCAUAUCCCUUUUUUUCUUUCAAGCUUGCUGCGCAUAAUGCACUACUAGGCUAUAGAAACCCCCUAGAAACCCCCUUACUU